Sebastes umbrosus (honeycomb rockfish) is the source of this 3191-nucleotide messenger RNA. RefSeq names its product ras-related protein Rab-3A-like. Gene Ontology annotation, molecular function: GTPase activity; GTP binding. Gene Ontology annotation, cellular component: axon; synaptic vesicle membrane; endosome. The record is from RefSeq and is a predicted model, not a curated record. The transcript is spliced from 5 exons. Bases 121 to 783 code for a protein of 220 amino acids. NCBI's taxonomy places the organism in Eukaryota, Metazoa, Chordata, Actinopteri, Perciformes, Sebastidae. Gene Ontology annotation, biological process: protein secretion; regulation of synaptic vesicle fusion to presynaptic active zone membrane; maintenance of presynaptic active zone structure.
UCUCUGUUUGUAACCGCUUAUGCCGGGCCUGUCAAUCAACAGCUACUGCAGGUGCAUAAAGCUGGUCUCUGAGCUAGUAGACUGCUGCUGCUGGAGAGCUGAGGAUAAAACACACACUUCAUGAUGGCGUCUGCAAAUGCCACAUACGGACAGAAGGAGUCCACGGACCAGAACUUUGAUUACAUGUUUAAAAUCCUCAUCAUUGGCAACAGCAGCGUAGGAAAGACAUCCUUCCUUUUUCGCUAUGCAGACGACUCAUUCACGCCAGCCUUCGUCAGCACAGUGGGCAUCGACUUCAAGGUGAAGACCAUCUACAGGAACGACAAGAGGAUAAAGCUGCAGAUAUGGGACACUGCUGGCCAGGAGCGCUACAGGACGAUCACCACAGCUUACUACAGGGGAGCCAUGGGCUUCAUCCUCAUGUAUGACAUCACCAACGAGGAGUCCUUCAACGCCGUUCAGGACUGGUCGACCCAGAUCAAGACAUACUCCUGGGACAAUGCCCAGGUCCUCUUGGUGGGGAACAAGUGUGACAUGGACGAUGAACGAGUGGUGGCCUCAGAGAGGGGCCGGCAGCUGUCAGAACAGCUGGGUUUCGAGCACUUCGAAGCAAGCGCUAAAGAUAACAUAAACGUGAAGCAGACCUUCGAGCGGCUGGUGGACAUCAUCUGCGAGAGGAUGUCGGAGACUCUGGACAACAACGACCCGGCCGUCACCGGCAGUAAACAGGGGCCACAGCUCACCGAGCAGCCUCAGAGGUCCUCUCAGGAUUGUGCUUGCUAAGCAUGACCCCACACACACACACACACACACACACACACACACACACACACACACACACACACACACACAGCAGUCUGCUAUCCUAAAAUCCACACACCUUUUUAUAGGUUUUUUUUUUUUUUCUUUCUCAUACACACACAAACACUGCCAUACAGAGACACACACAACCUGGCUGCUUAGAUUCUCCACCCCUCUCACUACACCAUGUGAUAGUGCUAGCUUAGUCAGAGGGGUGAAGAACAUUUAACAGAGGUACAAUCCCAACUUGUCUUUCUUUCUUUCUUAUUUGCACACAUUUACACAAACACUGACACACACACAUACACACACACACUACUGUAUCUUAAUUAUAAAAAGGCCAGUGAAGCCUGAGACUCCAUCAUUCCUUGUUGACGUGUCUGCAAUUGGGUUUUACUAUAAAAGGUUGUGGAUCCUCCGAUCCCCUCUCAGCACCAACGCCUCAAACCUAACUGGAUACAAAUCAGUUGCAUUUGUUUUAUGUUUGUUGCUGUGGCUAGAGUUGCAGUUUUUUUUUUACGAUUUUGAGUUGGUCGAGUGUGGUUUGGAGCAUGUGAAAUCACCGCUCCUUCGCAGUGUUGCGAUUGAGUAUUACUGAUAGUUACGGUCCAAGUUUGACGUCCAAACGGGGUCAAUUUGAAAGUUUUUCUUUUUAAUUUUAGGAAUGAUUGUAAGAAUAGCAAAGGUCAUGCAUAUCAAGUUGUUGUUAUUAUUCAUUUUUGGCCCCUUUUCCCGAUUUUUUUAACUGUCAUUUAGCUUAAUUGGACGGCAGUGUCCGUCGCUUUGUUGGUCUCAGUGUAAGGAGCUGCAUCACCUCUGGAGGUUGAUCCAUUUUAGAUUCUUAGUCUUUUUACUUUUUUGUUACUAUUUUUUUAAGACCUAGGACAGACUUAAAGGAUAAGGGAUGUCUCUCACCACAUGGAGAAGAGUGUAUAAAUGUUUAAAAGUCAAUAGAUAUGCAAUUAAAUGUGCAUAUAUAAUAUAUAUAUAUACAUAUAUAAUGAUUUGGGAUGUUGGGUUCCUACCUGUGCUUUAGUGAGAGGUGCAUGUUGUUGAUGCUUUUAACCGAUUCCGGUUGACUGGAUGGUUAUUUGUAUGAGCUGAAUUUAAAACCCGUCCGUCCUACAGUUUCAGUACUUGGAGGAACCGAAUGGGGCUCAAGGUUUCACGUGUUAAGCCCACGAUCCCUUCUCAUUGUAUUUACUUUCAUUCACUGCAGACAACGGGCAACAUGAAAAUACAAAAGGCAUGUGAUUCAGUGUGAGCACUGGUAUGAUACCACAGACCUCUCCAUCAGCUUCAGGUAGUCUCUUAUGUCAUGGUAGAUGAUGUUUUCAUCUCUACUUUAUGGGGGAACAUGAGGUUUUUAAGCAUGUUAAAUGUCAAAUUGUGAGUUUUAUUUCUCUCUCUGAUGCUAAAGUUCAGGAUUUGUCUGCUCGUGUUAUACAGUACAAAAGCUUCUGUAAGUCAUGCGAGGCAUGCGGAACUAUUUUCAACACUUAAAUUAUUUAUGUCAAAAUAAACCUUAUUUAUUUUGUAUUAUUUAUAACUUUAUUUACUUUUUAAAUGUUCUUCCUAGAUUAUGCAUUGCAAUCUGCACUCUACGUUUUAAAGAGAUGUUCAAUAGUAUUCAAUUGCUUAAACGCUCCCAGCUUUGAAAUGAAGAUGUAUUUGUGUUUACUGUGAAAAUAAAGCUUAAGAUGCUUCCUCAAGAGGAACCGUUAAAACAUUCCAGCGCAAGAAACUCUUAUCAUAUCAGCGCAGCUUUGGUGGGAAGUUUGUUUGUCUUUUGAUAUCAGUUAUGUAACCUUUAAGACUUGGUAGUGUAAAAGCAGACUGUUCUCACAGAGCAAUAGCAAGUUAUUUCUCUCCACACCCAAAUAUGAGCAACCCUGCUGAAGGGUUGAAAUACUGUACGUGGGUGUGCUGAAUGUACAGUUUCUAUAAAGGCUUUCCAAAGAGAUCUCGACAAUAUAUUUAGAGCCAAAAAGAGCGCUUGUUAGACUUGCACUAACAAACUUGUGUGUUUUCCUACUCUGUGCAGUAGAUUCAAAGAGGGGAAAAUGUUUGAGAAGUAAACUGAAUACUCUGAACACUUCAUUAAAAUAGUGAUCCUUACUGCAUUGGUUCACUUUUGACUUAUUUGUUGACAUUUUGUUACUUUAUUUAUUGUGCUUUGCAACAGCUGUAAACUCGCCGGUGACUUAGGAACACGUAUGGAUCCUGUUCAACCCUCCUCUUCCUCCUCUUCCUCCUUCCUUCCCUGUCAGAAAUAACUCUUGUAAAUAGGAAUUUUCUGCCCGCCGGGUAUUAGUUGUGUGAAUUGUGCUGUAAUUCUGUAAUGCCAGAUUUGCUAAAAUGAGGAAUCAAUAAACAAAUUGUAAAGUCUG